GUGACUUUGAAGUGAGUCAGUUAUCCUCAUUCUUCAUGUAUAUAGAUCAUGGUAUGCGAUAAAAUAGUUGUGAUAAACAUAACCAAAGUGAUUUGUGUUCCUUUUUCAAAAGCCAAUUUGACAAUCUAAAAAAUAAACCUGAAAAGGAUCAUAUUACCAAGUUGUGAAUUUAUUUAUUACCAUUCCUAGAGAUGUCAGGACAUGAUAAUUCAUCUCUUAUCUUAUUUCGAUAUAAAAGUAAAAGUGAUGCUUUGCAUAAAAGAAGAGGUUAUAGAAAAGUCACACUAUUAUCAUAUGUUGUCAACAUAUGCUAUAAGGAGUAUUCAAAAUAGACUGAUAAAUAUUUCAAGAUUUGUCAAAAAAUUAGUAUUUAUGAAAAUACAUUAGAAAAUUUCAGUGUUCCAUUUAAUUUUAUGAAAAACUUAAUAGAAACAGUCCGACAGAAAAUAGCAAACAUUUCUCUGCAAAUAAAUUGAGCCAUAAAAAGAUUCAGACGAAAAAGAAAAAUAAUGAGAACAUUGGGAACUGAUGGAUUCGCAUUAGGAGGCAAUGGCUGCUUUCCAGGAUGUUUUUUUUAUGAGACGAAUCCACGUAGAUUCAAGAGAGCCUUGAAACCACUUGGUCUUGUAUUUUUGACAGCCUGCUUCGCUGCUUACUUGUCUCAUACUUUCCAGUCUGACAUGGUUUCACAUAUUACUCCGCCAGUAGCUUUUCGAACACUUUCUCAAAAUGAAGAAGGCGAUGAAGAUGAAUUACAAGUUGGUGAAAUAAAUGAUAAAUUUAGUAACAUCGAAAGAAGUGCAUCAGAUCUGAUUUCUUCAAUAAAGGACAUCCAAGAUGAUCUGCAUGGGAUAAAAUCAGUUGUAAAAGGUGGACUUAAUCAAGAAAUGGUGAAGCAGACUGAAGAUAUUAUAAAAAGACAUCUACAGAUAUACGAUGCUGAUAAAACGGGCAUUACUGAUUAUGCUUUGGAAAACUUAGGAGGCUGUAUAGUUUCAACAAGGGAUACAGUCACUUACAAGGAAGGAACCCCUCUCCUGAGUUUUUUUGGCUAUCCGUUAAUGACAGUCGUAACAGAACCAAGGAAUAUUAUUCAACCUAAAGUAAAUCCUGGAGACUGUUGGGCUAUCAAAGGUAGUAAAGGUACAGCUGUGAUAAAACUCAUUACGGAAGUUGUCGUUACUGCUAUAACAAUAGAGCACAUUCCUCGAAGUAUAUCUCCAACUGGAGAAAUAUCUUCGGCUCCAAAAGAUAUAAUUUUAUUAGGAUUAGAAGAUCUGAAUGAUGACGAACCUCACGAUUUCGGACAGUUCCAAUAUAAUGAGACUGGCCCAGCUAUUCAGACAUACCCUGUUAAGGAACCAAUAGGCCUAUCGUUCGGAUUGGUGGAAGUAAAGAUAGAAUCAAAUCAUGGGCACCCUCAGUUCACCUGCAUCUACAGAAUAAGAAUCCAUGGAAGGCCUCCAGAUUUAGGAUCAAACAAAAAUACUUGAUUUUAUAUAAUCGUUUUCUUCAUUGCGCAUAUGAUACCUACUAAAAUAAUGGGUUUAAAUGAGAAGAUAUAGAAUUCAUGUAAACUGAUUAUGAUCGUGGAAAUUUCAAAAAUAGCUUAUCUAGCCCAUUGGAGAAGAGGCUCAGUUGUAUCUCUUUUUUCAUAAUUCCCACUUUAAUUCGAGGAUGAUGGCAUCUUCGCACAAUUAGGUGAAAAAUUCCCUCUCACAAGGCUCACAGAUGAUUUGUAUUUGUCUAAAAAAUAUAGCGAUAGACCCGCAAAAAGAAAAGACUCUCGUAUCUCUUAGAGUUAUAUUACGAAAUAUCUAAAAAUGUUUUUAAUGUUUGUGUAUAAAAAUUGUACGAACUUGAAAUUAAACAAGUUAAUUGCAAGGCAGUUUAGAAACACGAUUCUAACUUCAUUCUGUUUUGUUGACACUAAUGCAAGAUUCUUACAAUAUGAGAGAAAGUUGCAGUAAUCGUGGGGUCAUCUUAAAUCCGGAAAAUUUUUAGUAGAAGACCCAUUUUUCCUUUAAAAUUGAACAGAUACUUUAUAAGAAAGCACUGUGUGCGUAUAUGUAUAAGCGAAUAGCAAGUAAAAGUAUAUAUAGUCAUUUAUUUAAUAAAAUAAUAAGUCCA
Nezara viridula (southern green stink bug) is the source of this 2130-nucleotide messenger RNA. Lineage: Eukaryota; Metazoa; Arthropoda; Insecta; Hemiptera; Pentatomidae. The record is from the annotation of a GenBank genome assembly.